Molecule: messenger RNA, 369 nt
Organism: Cladocopium goreaui
Lineage: Eukaryota; Dinophyceae; Suessiales; Symbiodiniaceae
Source: the annotation of a GenBank genome assembly
AUGCCGCACGUUUGCAGUGCCUUUCAGGCCGCUGGAGCCACCGCACCCAAUGCUGCGGGACCUCCCAACGAGAUGGCAGAGGCAGCCUCGCAAUGGGCACGGCAUGCGGCGUUCACGGCCUCCAAAGCAGCGCAGGCGGCGCAAUAUGCGUCCCAACAGGCGCAAAUGGCAACGAACUCCGCGCAAAAUGCAGUUGCACAGGUGAGCUACUUGAUGAACAAUCCCGACUUGAGAUCGGCCUCUGCGGCCAGCCUCGUGGACGAGUCCGGCAGUCUGUUGGGUUCACCGGCCCUGCUCUUGGCUGCCUGCAGACAGGUGCUGACAAGCACUGGCCGCAGGCGGAAAGGGAAGUUAGACAACUUCAUAUGA